Molecule: messenger RNA, 3259 nt
Organism: Lactuca sativa (garden lettuce)
Lineage: Eukaryota; Viridiplantae; Streptophyta; Magnoliopsida; Asterales; Asteraceae
Gene: HSL2
Product: HAESA-like 2
Biological process (GO): protein phosphorylation
Molecular function (GO): protein kinase activity; receptor serine/threonine kinase binding; ATP binding
Source: RefSeq, a predicted model, not a curated record
UUAUGGAAUCUAAUUCUACAAAAGAGACAUUAAUUUAUAAAAUCACAAACAAUCUUGAUUCAAACAUGAUCAUGAGCAACACUCAAAUCAGAUGACCAACUCUAACCCUCUUUUGUUCCCUCCAUUCCCACUCUAUUCAUCUUCUUAAUCUUCUGUUUAAUCUAAUCUUGUCACCACAGCUUAAACCACAACAAUGGCGUAUAUCUUCAAUCUUCAUCUUCUUUCCCUCUUUCUGUCAUUCACUUUCGCCAUUGCUACUUUCUCCACCAGAGACGCCGCCGUCCUCCUCCGCGUCAAGAACACCCAGCUCGAAGACCCAGAUGGCUUUCUCAACGACUGGGACGAUUCCAUUACCCCCUGUAACUGGACUACCAUUACUUGCAAUAAUCACACACUUGAUAUUGUUUCAAUCGACUUCUCCGAUUUUGGGAGUCUCGCCGGACCUUUCCCGGCGGACUUCUGUAGGAUUCCGACACUGCGUUACCUCAGCAUCGGGAACAACUGCUUCAAUGGUAGCAUCUCUCCCGCCUCUUUCUCUCUAUGUUCUCAUGUUACAUUUUUAAAUCUCUCCAGCAAUUACUUCGUCGGGAAAUUACCGGAGUUUCAGCCCAGAUUUGUUAACUUGACUGUUCUUGACGUUUCAUACAACAAUUUCACCGGCGAGAUUCCGGCGAGUAUUGGUGAAUCAUUGUUGCUUCAAGUUAUGAACUUCUCCGCGAAUCUACUCUCUGGUGCACUCCCGGAAUCUUUAACGAAUCUCACGGAGUUGACAACAUUUUUAGCGCCGGAGAAUCCAUCUUUAUCAGGCCGGUUGCCGGAAAAUAUCGGGCGUCUCAAGAAACUUGAAACUUUCAGAAUUUCAAACACCCAACUCUCUGGCGAAAUACCCGAUUCGAUCGGAGAUCUUUCCUCCAUCAAAAGUAUCGAUCUUUCCACAAACUCUCUCACCGGCGGCAUUCCAGAUAGCAUCGGACGUUUGAAAAGUAUCGAACAUCUCUGGCUCUACGACAAUAAAUUAUCCGGUGAGCUACCGGAUGUGUUUGGGAACUUAACUUCUCUUCUACAGUUCGAUGCUUCUCUGAACGACUUCACCGGUAAACUACCAACCAGUCUCGCCGGUUUACAUCUCCAGUCACUAGCCGUUAAUGACAACAAUCUUGAAGGUGAAAUCCCGACGAUUCUUUCUUCAAAUCCGAUGCUUACCCAGUUGAAGCUCUUCCGCAACAAAUUUUCCGGUGGGUUACCGGAAUCUUUGGGUGAAAAUUCCGAUUUGGAAGAGUUUGAUGUCUCCGACAACCAACUUCAAGGUCCAUUGCCUCCGAAUCUUUGUUCCAAGAAGAAGCUUCAGAAAUUCAUAUGUUUUAACAACAGAUUUUCCGGUGACUUCCCUGUGUCAUGUGGCGAUUGCAAAUCUAUAUUUUAUGUUCGUAUAUCUAACAAUGAAUUAUCCGGCGAGAUUCCGUCGAGCUUCUGGAGUUCAUCUGCACUUCAAUUCAUCGACGUUAGUAACAAUAAAUUCAGGGGAUCACUUCCGGAUUCAAUCUCUCGUUCCAAAAUCAUACAGGGAUUAGUCAUCUCCGGCAAUGGUUUCUCCGGUGAUUUACCGGCGGGGAUAUGCAGAUUAGAGGAGAUCGUAGAGAUGGAUUUAAGAAAUAAUCAGUUUUCCGGUGGAUUGCCGCCAUGUUUGACCAAUUUGAAGAAGUUAGAAAAGCUUAAUCUUCAAUCAAACGAGUUCACAGGUGAAAUCCCAAAUGCUGUGAGCUCUUGGACUCAUCUUUCGAGUUUGAACAUUUCAAACAAUAAGUUAAGUGGGGUGAUCCCGAAUGAAAUCGGGAAUUUACCCUCACUUAACUAUCUGGAUCUUGCCGGAAAUUCGAUUUCCGGCAAGAUCCCGGAUUCAUUGAGUCAUCUCAAACUCAAUAUCCUGAAUCUUUCUGAUAACAAUCUCGAAGGAAAAAUACCAACAGGUUUAGAUUCCGAAGUUUUUGCUUCAAGCUUAAUAGGUAACCCUAAACUAUGUAGUCAAGAUCUUAAGCCAUUCCCUCGUUGCCAUAAGACAAAAUCCGCAAGCUAUUAUGUGGUUGCUAUUCUAUCUGGAUUAGCUUUCUUUCUUAUCGUAUCGCUUCUUUGGCUUCUUAUCAAGGCAAAGUUGUUGCGUCGGAAUACGAGUUUAUGGAAGAUCACAUCAUUCCAACGAGUUGGGUUCAAAGAACAAGACGUUUUGGCAUCAUUAUCAGAGAGCAACGUCAUUGGAAUGGGUGGUUCCGGAAAGGUAUAUAGAGUGACACUCAAAACCGGACAAACGGUGGCGGUCAAGAAGCUAUACGGAGUUCACCGGAGUCCGGAAACGGAAUCCGAAUUCCGGUCGGAAAUGGAGACGUUAGGUUUGAUUCGGCAUAAGAACAUCGUGAAGCUUUUGUUUGCUAGUGUUGGGGAGGAUUUUAGGGCUUUGGUUUACGAGUACAUGGAGAAUGGUAGUUUAGGUGAUAUGUUACAUGUAGACCCGAAAGGCGGGUAUUUGUUGGAUUGGAGUAAACGAUUUGAGAUUGCCCUUGGAGCCGCACAAGGGUUGGCGUAUUUGCAUCAUGAUUGUGUGCCUUCUAUUGUGCAUCGAGAUGUUAAGUCGAAUAAUAUUUUGUUGGAUGAAGAGCUAAGACCACGUGUUGCGGAUUUCGGUCUAGCCAAGAGCUUGCAAAUUGAAGUGAAAGAGAGUGAUGGAGCCAUGUCUCGUAUCGCGGGUUCCUAUGGUUACAUCGCACCAGAGUAUGCAUACACGAUGAAAGUUACCGAAAAAUGUGACGUAUACAGUUUUGGGGUUGUGCUAAUGGAACUAGUAACUGGCAAGAGGCCGAAUGAUGCGUCUUUUGAUGAAAACAAGGACAUAGUGAAGUGGGUAACCGAGGUUGCUCUAUGUGGUGAGGGUGGAUGGAAAGACUCGGAUCAACUUAUAGAUCCUAAGAUGAACUGUUCAAGCCAUGAUUAUGAAGAAAUUGGGAUGGUGUUGAAUGUAGCCCUUCAGUGUACUUCGGCUUUCCCACUUAAUAGACCAUCUAUGAGAAGAGUUGUUGAGUUGCUCAAAGGCCAAUCUUCGACACCUUCAAAAUAGUUGUGUUAUAAAUAUGCAGUUUUUUGUUCUCUUAGCGACAAAGUGUAUAGCUUUUAGUUGAGGUUGCUGCAUAGUGUAUUUUUAUUAAAUCUGGCAGUUUGUUGUGUUUCAAAUGAUAAUGUUUUAUAGAUCAGUUCUUAGAUUUUUGCGUUA